Oncorhynchus kisutch (coho salmon) is the source of this 1882-nucleotide messenger RNA. RefSeq names its product cofilin-2-like. Gene Ontology annotation, cellular component: actin cytoskeleton. Gene Ontology annotation, molecular function: actin binding. The transcript has 4 exons. The record is from RefSeq and is a predicted model, not a curated record. Gene Ontology annotation, biological process: actin filament depolymerization. The coding region runs from base 550 to 1053 and encodes 167 amino acids. NCBI's taxonomy places the organism in Eukaryota, Metazoa, Chordata, Actinopteri, Salmoniformes, Salmonidae.
AGAGCAAAUGAGACCGAAUACUGAGUUAUUAUGGAACCUACACUAUGAUAAAUAAUUAUUAUCGUAUCUGAAUAGCAUACGUGUCCGUAGUCUUAUAUUGUACUCAUAGAAUCACUGUGAUGCAGGGCGAAUGUUUUCCCCAAAAUAUUUUUUCAAGUGAAUGUCAGUGGCCGGCCUCAGGCAUAAAAGCAACAGCAUGCAGCAUCUUUUGAAAAUUAAGGGAUACUCAUCCUCGCAUCCGUGCAAUUCUAAUUUCAUUUAAAAAAUGAAAAUAGACUUCUAUUUGAUAUAAAUGUUGUUUAUUUGUUCACAUGUUAUUUUUGAUUUGGACAAACAUUAAACGUUUGGCAAAAAUUUAUAAUUUCUAAUCCCACCAUGCUCCAUGUUAAAGCUAACGACCACUCUUUCCUGGAGAUGCUCGCGCUUCUCACCCCGGCAUCAAUCACGCGCAGCUAAGCGCGUUCACGUGCUGUAUCAAGUGUGUGCGAGAUCGACACUGCAACACAGCUCAUUCAAUUUCUAACCAGACGCCGACCAAUUCAAACAGCGAUGGCUUCCGGGGUGACAGUAACAGAUGACGUUAUCACAGUCUUCAACGAGAUGAAGGUGCGUAAGGCACAGGCGAACGAGGAUGAGAAGAAGAAGAGGAAGAAGGCGGUGCUGUUCUGCCUGAGCGAGGACAAGAAGCACAUCAUCCUGGAGGAGGGCCAAGAGAUCCUGACAGGAGACGUGGGUGUCACGGUCCAGGACCCCUACCUGCACUUCGUCAAGAUGCUGCCCCCAGACGACUGCCGUUACGCCCUCUACGACGCCACCUACGAGACCAAGGAGACCAAGAAAGAGGACCUGGUCUUCAUCUUCUGGGCCCCAGAUGGCGCUCCCCUGAAGAGCAAGAUGAUCUACGCCAGCUCAAAGGAUGCCAUCAAGAAGAAGUUCACAGGUAUCAAGCACGAGUGGCAAGUGAACGGUUUGGAAGACAUCAAGGACCGGCGCACCCUUGCCGACAAGCUUGGAGGUUCAUCGGUAAUCACCCUGGAAGGAAGCCCUCUAUAAAUUUAGCCCCAGGCUUCUACUGAAGCCAGACAUCUGAAGGGGUUGGCUGUUCAUUCCAAUAUGGUUGGGAGGAGGGGCAAAGCAGGACCAGGAUCAUUUGUGGGACCGUUGGGGGGAGGGGUAUUGUGGGGGGGGGGGGGGUUGAAAGUGACAGUUUUCAAAUUCCACAAAUGCAGCCUGUCAUUCCAGUUCACAUGACAUAAUGAACACGAACAAAACGCACACUAAAAAAAGCAAUAAAAAAAAAUAAAAAAUUGAUGAAGGAUGAUGAUGAUGAUUAUGAAGACUAAAUAUGUAAAUGUUUGAGGACAUGGUUUUGUUCUGUCGUCAUUCUAGUGGAAUCCAGAUCACAGAGAAAAGGGACAGGGCAACAACUGUUACAAUUCCAACUUGGCUCCAGCAAGAUAAUUUUCUUAAUUAUACAACUACCUUUUUUUUGCCAAACUUCUAGUUAAGUUUUCUAAGUGUGUGUAGUUGAGACUAGGUGUAGUACAAGACCAUUAAUGCUUGAUCGAUUGCAUGUGACGCAUCGACGUUCUCCGGGGGAGCACGGUUCAUUUGGGGGUGGGGGGGUUGAAAAUGCAAAUUACAUGACUUUUUAAGUGAGUCCAGUUAUUUUUAUUUCCAGUUCUGAGUUAAAAUAAAUAAACCAUGGCAUUGAUGUAGUAAUUGAACACAUUCCUUAUACAACAGGAUCUGGUGGGUUUAAAGUGUGAAGGUAAGAUGGGGGUGACGUAUUUGAACAGCCUGUGUUCAGAAUUUAGACUGGUAUUGAAUGGUGGAUGUUUUGUAUCGUCUCCUUAUCUCUAAUAAAAAGGCACUAAACGAA